AUUUACUUUCCUAAACAAUGAUAAGACCAAAACAAGAUAAUUAAUAAAUAUUUAUUAAUCAAGACUUUUAAAAAAAAAAAAAUAGCUAAUAGUUAAUACAAUAAUGCCUAAGAGAAAAUGUGUCUUCAAUGAUCGACUGAAAGAAUCAUUUAAAAGUUUUGUUGAUGGCCGUGACGUUAGUGAAGCCAAAUGUAUCGUCUGUGAUUGCUAUGUUUCAGUUGCCAAUAAAGGGUCUUAUGAUUUAAAAGCUCAUUUAGACACAACUAAACAUAAGUCAAGAAUAGCUAGUUCUGCGGUUUCAUCAUCUAACAAUUUAAGUAAUUUUGUUAUUAACAAAAAUACACCUGAAAUUUUGAAAGUUAGUGCAGUGGAGGGUACACUCGCAUUUCAUACAGUUGUACAUCACCAUAGUUUUCGAUCAAUGGAUUGUACGCCUGCAAUCUUACGUUGUAUGUUUGAUGACUCUAAUACUGCUAAAAAAUUAAGUUGUGCACGAACUAAAACUGAAGCAAUUGUAAAUAAUGUACUGGCACCCCAUUCUCUGAAAGUUAUGUUUGAAUGUUUAAAAUGCAUACCUUUUAUUAGUAUUGCUACAGAUGCAAGUAAUCAUGGUAACACAAAAAUGUUUCCAGUUCUUAUUCAAUACUAUGAUUAUUUGAAUGGUGGAAUUAAUGUUAAACUUAUUGAUCUCAAAAAUACAAAAAAUGAAACUUCAGAUACUGUUAGUGAAUUAUUGUUGGAAUCACUGAAUAAAAAUAACAUAAAAAGUAAAUGUGUUGCAUUUGUUGGAGAUAACACUAACACGAAUUUUGGAGGCAUUAAUCGUAAAUCUGGUCAAAACAUAUUUUCCAAACUUAAAUCAAGUGUUAAUAAAAAUUUGCUUGGUAUUGGUUGUCCUGCUCAUAUUUUGCACAAUGCCAUACAUCAUGGUGUGGAUCAAUUUGAUAUGUUUGAUAUUGAAUCAAUAAUUCUUAAAAUUUACAAUUAUUUCUCUAUUUACACAGUUAGAACAGAAUCACUGAAAGACUUUUGUGAGUUUACAGAUAUUACAUACAGAGAACUACUGUAUCACAGCAAAACAAGAUGGUUAAGUUUAUUUCCUGCAAUUAACAGAAUUUUGCAAAUGUUCCCUGCGUUAAAAUCAUAUUUUAUAUCACAAGACCAAACACCUAGGGCACUAUUAAACUUUUUUGAAAAUGAUUUUAGUGAACCAUUUUUACUUUUUGUACAUUCUUUGAUGAGUACUUUUCAUAACAGUUUGGAAAAAAUAGAAAAUGAUAGCAAUUCAAUCUGUGAAGUAAUUAAUAUAGUUGAAAAUAUUUUGACUAGUCUAAAAGGUAGAACAACAGAAAAAUUUAUACCCUUGGCCGUAAAAGCACGUAUAAAACAUUUGAGAGAAAAUGGAGAAGAAAUUGCCUGUGAUAAUUUUAUUGGACAUUGCUUAUGUAUAUAUUCCUCAACAACCAGUUAUUUAGAAAAAUGGACUAUGUCAUUAAUGCAAUUUAAAGUAUUUAAAUGGAUGGACAUUCAGAAAUCUGCUCCAAUAGAUUACAACGAAGUUGAAGAAUGUAUAACUUUCUUAAAGUCCCUAAAUGUUUUUAUUGAUGAUGUACAAUUAUUUGACCAGAUUCAAAACUUAAAAACAUUUAUUAGCAUCCAAGAUGAUACAUAUUUCUUUGAAAAAUCUCCAAAUAAGUUUUUAUUGUUUUUUUCUUCAAAUCAAAACAUAACAAUAUUUUCUGAAAUUUUGAAAAUUGCACAGUUUUUUUUUGCUAUUCCAGGACAUAACGCUAGUACUGAGAGAGUAUUCUCACUUAUAACUAGUCAAUGGACUAAAGAACGCAACCGUUUCUUAUUGGAAAACAUUAAGGGUGUUAUGAUGGUUCAAUUUAAUUUUAAACAUUUUAAAUGUGCUGAUUUUUUUAAAUACUUAAAAGAUCAAAAAAACAAUUAUAUUUUAAAAGAAAUAUCUAGUUCUGACAAGUAUGGACAAGUCAAUUCUAAAUAAUGUUUAAAAGUUUCUAAGGUUGUUUGAAAAGAUUAAAAAUAAAUGUUUUAAAUUUGCGUUUAGUUUUGGUCGAUCAUUUUAAUUUUAUUGUUUCUAAUAGAUAUGUUAGAUUUUUAAUAUGCUGUUUAUUUGUGCUUCAAUCAGCCCACUGAGUAUAAUAAAAUUGUGUUAAAUAAAUAACACAAGUAUGUUUUAUAUAUUAUGAAUAAUUUUAAAGUACAUAUCCAUAAUAUUAGUAAAAAAUAAAAAUGUCCUCUUUUUUUACAAGAGACAUCUGGUCACC
Messenger RNA from Myzus persicae (green peach aphid), 2291 nucleotides. Its product is annotated as protein FAM200B-like. The transcript has 3 exons. The record is from RefSeq and is a predicted model, not a curated record. Lineage: Eukaryota; Metazoa; Arthropoda; Insecta; Hemiptera; Aphididae. Bases 104 to 2008 code for a protein of 634 amino acids.